AUGCACCAGAGAGAAGAACAAGUCUACCAGGAACUGUACUGGAAUUUAAUCGUUGCACUCAGCGGCUGGACCAUCGUCUUUGCUCCAGCACUAAUGCUCAUGCUCAGGAGCGACAGAGAAAGGUCUUUGGACGAAAAAUUCAUCGGAAUAACAGUUGAAAGAACAAAUCGCUCCCGAGAAAGAAACAACAGUCGCCGACUUGGGAUCGCCUGGCAGCGUCCUUCUUACACCAAAGACCUGAAUUUACUGCUCAGCAACAAGAAAAACGCGAAUCGGAAAAGGACUCCUUCAGUCUACUCUUUCACUGACUCCAAGUCUCGCUUCUGCUAA
Oikopleura dioica is the source of this 330-nucleotide messenger RNA. NCBI's taxonomy places the organism in Eukaryota, Metazoa, Chordata, Appendicularia, Copelata, Oikopleuridae. The record is from the annotation of a GenBank genome assembly.